AGCAGGAGUGUCAGUGCUCUUUGAGCUUUGGUAGUCGAAGCACUUUCAGUUUAUUGCACUCAAGGCAGUAACAGCAAAUUAAAAAAAUCCCAACCAAAUGGACUACACCAACAAGAUGAAUGCUUCUCUGCUUUUCUUUUGGAUAAAUGAAGAUAUUUUUUCCAAAAAAAAGUGAAGACACUUUUUCAUGACUCUCCACACUACUGUCUCGCAAGGACUAAUUUCAACCAACACAAAGUGUUUCUUCAACAGUUGGUCUUCUUCAAGACAUCGAGAAGAUCUCGAAAACAUCCGCUGCACGGACUCCACAGGGGCAGAUGUAUUCUUCAGGAUGAAUGAUGGUGAAGUAAAAAGGAAUCACACGUCGUGUUCUAGGAGACACUGUGGUAUCUUAAGAUCGUCCGAUUGCUCAAGUAUGUCUGUGUCAAAUCAAGACUCUAAAGGAGUCUAAAGGAUCACAAGUCAUGCCAGAGAAAGCGUAUGUGUUCUAACGUACACGUUCGGGGCCGUAACGCAUAUCAGGAAUGCCAUUUCAUUCAUCACUGGGGCUUGUUCACUUUGUAAACUUCAAAACUGAGAGUUAGCGUUUGAGUCUGUAUGCUCCUUUAAACUACAAACAUGAGCAACAUCACCAAUUCUUCCUCCGUUGAUAGUGAUGCAGAUUAUAGAUUCAUGAUUCCUGUGGUGAUGAUUGUCAUCAUCAUCAUCUUGGGCAACCUGCUGGUCAUCAUUGCAAUAGCAAGGACAGCGCUGCUACAGACUGUAACCAACAUCUUUAUCAUGUCAUUGGCAUGUGCAGAUCUCAUCAUGGGGGUUAUGGUGGUGCCGCUUGGUGCUACCAUUGUCGUAACAGGCAGUUGGCAGCUCAGUGAAGAUUGGUGCCAAUUUUGGACAUCGGUAGACGUCCUGUGUGUGACUGCCAGCAUUGAGACGCUUUGUGCCAUCGCAGUGGACCGAUAUAUCGCAAUCACAAGACCCCUACGACAUAAAGUGCUGCUUAGCAAGUGGCGGGUUCGACUGAUUGUAUGCUUAGUGUGGGUUGUGUCUGCUCUCACGUCAUUCCCCCCUAUUAUGACCAAAAUUUGGCAGGCUGAUGACGCUAAAGCUCGUAGUUGCUAUGAUAAUCCGAAAUGCUGUGAUUUCAUCACCAACAAAGGUUUCGCAAUUGUAUCAUCAGGCAUUUCAUUCUACAUCCCUCUAGUCAUCAUGAUCUUUGUCUACACCAAGGUGUUUGCCAUUGCUACAAGGCAGGUGCAGCUAAUCGGGAAGAGCCGGCAGCGUUUCCAGAAUGAAAUUGUGGCAGGCAAUGGCAACAACAACGUACCAUCAACUACUAGCAGUGGCAGUGCUUCGUCAGGUAAACGGAAAUCCUCGCGACGAAGGCCAUCCAAAUUAUCUGUUGUGAAAGAGCACAAGGCCUUGAAGACGCUGGGUAUCAUCAUGGGAUGCUUUACUCUCUGCUGGCUGCCCUUCUUCGUAGCCAACAUCAUCGACACCUAUAAUCGCACCCUGAUACCAUCAAACAUUUUCCGAUUAUUAAACUGGCUUGGCUACAUCAAUUCAGGCCUCAACCCCAUAAUCUACUGCAGAAGCAAAGAAUUUCGUACAUCCUUCAAGAGCCUUCUAGGAUGUCCCUGGAUGCAAAUGCCAAGCAUGAACUACCUUUAUAAGGAGCUUAGGACUCGAUGUCCUUGUUUUCUAGGCUUGACAGAAGCAGGCUUAAAUGGAGCUUUCCAGAAGCCUGUCAGCUCACGAGGGACAAGGUCAGAUCCUGUGCCGCAGGAAGAUGGGGAAGAAAGUCUAGGAAGCACUCAGAGCAGCGACAAGAGUGAAAAACCAUCGCCGAGACCGUCGCGCUCCAACGGCAGCGCACACUUCAGCGAUUUCUCUGAAACAGAGACUGAGUUUUCCACCUUACAGGGGCUGGGAGUAUGAGAAUCCACAGCUUGGCUGAAAGACAGCAUGAGACAGCAACAUAAAGAGAGAGAAAGAGAAAGAGAGCAAGAGCGAGAGAGGCGUAGACAGAGACGACUAAUUUCAACCGAGAUCGGCCAAACGUUCUGGCUAGCAGACCAGGGACUGCAAAGAGCCACAAAAGUAACCUCUCAAACGACUGUGAUGAAAUACACAAACAGGAUAAACCGAAUGGGAAUGGCUGAUCGGACAGUGGCACGCACAGAGACGGCUCGCGCACAAGAGCGGAUGGACAGCGGAGAGCACAUCCAGGCUGCUAUUACUCUUGGCCUUUAGGGAAAAUAACUGGAUCAAACCAGUUAAGCUGGGUCAGUGUGAUGGACAACUAUCUAUAAAGGGACUGAGGGAAGCCAAGCUGGAUCUGGGUGAUGUGGAGUAAUCUCAAAGUGAUCAAAAUUUUGUGGAUGUUCCCACAGGCUGACUCUGUCCCAGCAAGUUUAUAGUUUAUAUCUUUCAAGAGU
Messenger RNA from Ictalurus furcatus (blue catfish), 2435 nucleotides. RefSeq names its product adrenoceptor beta 3a (gene adrb3a). The record is from RefSeq and is a predicted model, not a curated record. Lineage: Eukaryota; Metazoa; Chordata; Actinopteri; Siluriformes; Ictaluridae. Gene Ontology annotation, biological process: adenylate cyclase-activating adrenergic receptor signaling pathway; norepinephrine-epinephrine-mediated vasodilation involved in regulation of systemic arterial blood pressure. The transcript has 2 exons. The coding region runs from base 619 to 1935 and encodes 438 amino acids. Gene Ontology annotation, molecular function: beta3-adrenergic receptor activity; norepinephrine binding; epinephrine binding. Gene Ontology annotation, cellular component: membrane.